Molecule: messenger RNA, 1041 nt
Organism: Nicotiana tabacum (common tobacco)
Lineage: Eukaryota; Viridiplantae; Streptophyta; Magnoliopsida; Solanales; Solanaceae
Product: peroxidase 42-like
Biological process (GO): response to oxidative stress
Molecular function (GO): heme binding; peroxidase activity
Source: RefSeq, a predicted model, not a curated record
CAAAUGGAACGACUCUUGUAGAUAGAUGAGGGAGAUAGUGCUCCCACACACUAAUACACUAGUGCUCACAGCACAUUGUAUUAAGUUGGUUCACCGUUUAUAUCGCGAAGUGGACCCUCAACUCAACCCUCAACAUGUACCCCACAUGCUCAAGAAAUGUCCUGAUCCAAAGGCCGUGCAGUAUGUGAGAAACGACAGAGACACACCCAUGAAACGAGACAACAACUACUACAGGAACAUGAUUGGACAACAAGGGAUUGAUGUUGGUGGACCAACAAUUAGCUGUGCACAAAAGGACCAGGCCCUAUGUAUAGAAAACGGCAAAGAACCAAGACUACUUUUCAAAGAGCCAUCACUAUCUGGUACAAAGGGGCUGCUAAAACUGAUAAUAAUGCAAAGAGGUUCAGACGGAGAGGCAGAAGAGCUACAACUACAAGCAGCGGAACUUUUUCUUUUUUAAUGAUAGCGGUGUCCAAGUCAGCAAGCAACUGUUUCACUGGUACAUGCGUCAUAAUACCAUUACAGGUCCCGGAUAGCGCUAUCCACAAGGCUAAGCAAGUGAAAGGAAAUCACCUUUUUUAUUUUGCUUCUACAAAAUUCAAACCUCUCAUUCCUAUUUCCUCAAUCAUUAGAUUAUGCCCUUGAGUGCUAUUACAAGUACAUGACUUCAAUGUAGUAGAGGAGAAAGGGAAGUCGGAAUCAUCUGACGCCAUCAAGACUUAAUGCAGACAGUUAAGAAGCAAAGACCCUAUUAGAUAGGAUCGCUAGAUUAAAAGAAUGGAGAAAUGGUAUUGUAAGGGAACAAAGUAUGUCUCCCUUGAGCGAGUUCUUAGUUCAAGAGUAAUGGCAUACAAACAUAAAUUCAUAAGCUAGUUAUAGGUUGAAUUGCUCCUAAGACCAGAACACUACAUGCAUAUUCAGAAAGAUCACCAACCCAUCACUAUAAAUCUUGCACUGACGCAAAAGAUCUAACACAUGUAGUUUUACAAUAAUUAAGUUCUUCGACAGACAUACACUUUUCAUCCCCUUCACAUGUUCUUU